Messenger RNA from Piliocolobus tephrosceles (Ugandan red Colobus), 948 nucleotides. Its product is annotated as olfactory receptor 56A3-like. Gene Ontology annotation, molecular function: G protein-coupled receptor activity; olfactory receptor activity. Gene Ontology annotation, biological process: G protein-coupled receptor signaling pathway. Gene Ontology annotation, cellular component: plasma membrane. NCBI's taxonomy places the organism in Eukaryota, Metazoa, Chordata, Mammalia, Primates, Cercopithecidae. The record is from RefSeq and is a predicted model, not a curated record.
AUGACAACACACCAAAAUAGCACCCUCUCCACUGAAGCUUCAGACUUCCUUUUGAAUUGUUUUGUCUGAUCCUCCAUCUGGCAGCACUGGCUGUCCCUGGCCCUCAGCUUCCUCUUCCUCUUGGCCAUAGGGGCCAACGCCACCCUCCUGAUCACCAUCCAGCUGGAGACCUCUCUGCACAAGCCAUUGUACUACCUGCUCAGCCUCCUCUCCCUGCUGGACAUCUUGCUCUGCGUCACUGUCAUCCCCAAGGUCCUGGCCAUCUUCUGGUUUGACCUCAGGCCCAUCAGCUUCCCUGCCUGCUUCCUGCAGAUGUACAUCAUGAAUUGUUUCCAAGCCAUGGAGUCUUGCACAUUCAUGGUCAUGGCUUAUGAUCGUUAUGUUGCCAUCUGCCACCCACUGAGAUAUCCAUCAAUCAUCACUGAUCAAUUUGUAGUCAAGGUUGCCAUGUUUAUUUUGACCAGAAAUGUGCUUAUCACUCUGCCCAUCCCCACCGUCUCAGCACAACUCCGUUAUUGUGGAAGAAAUGUCAUUGAGAACUGCAUCUGUGCCAAUAUGUCUGUUUCCAGACUCUCCUGCGAUGAUGUCACCAUCAAUCACCUUUACCAAUUAGCUGCAGGCUGGACUCUGCUAGGAUCUGACCUCGUCCUUAUCUUCCUCUCCUACACCCUCAUUCUGCGAGCUAUGCUGAGACUCAAGGUGGAGGGGGCUGUGGCAAAGCCCCUAAGCACAUGUGGCUCCCACUUCAUCCUUAUCCUCUUCUUCAGCACCAUCCUUCUGGUUUUUGUCCUCACACAUGUGGCUAAGAAGAAAGUCUCCCCUGAUGUGCCAGUCUUGCUCAAUGUUCUCCACCAUGUCAUUCCUGCAGCCCUUAACCCCAUCGUUUAUGGGGUAAGAACCCAAGAGAUUAAGCAGGGAAUGCAGAGGUUGUUGAAGAAAGGGUGCUAA